AUGCGGCCGCUCACCGACACCGAGACUCAGACGCUCUUCACGAAGCUGGCCAACUACACCGGCCGCUCGUUGAACCACCUGAUCGCCCCGCCCACCGGCCCGGAAAACGACCGCCAUGUCUUCCGCAUCCAACACAGCCGCGUCUACUAUGUGCGCGAGAGCAUCGCAAACCUCGCCACCAGCGUCGCCCGCCCCAAUCUGCUCUCGCUCGGUACCUGCAUUGGCAAGUUCACCAAGACCGGCAAGUUCCGCCUGCACAUUACCGCCCUCGAUGCCAUCGCGCCGCACGCCCGCUACAAGGUCUGGAUCAAGCCCAACGGCGAAAUGCCCUUCCUGUACGGCGGCAAUGUCCUGAAGGCUCAUGUCGGCCGCUGGAGUGAGGACUGCCCCGAGCACCAAGGUGUCGUCGUCUACUCCAUGGACGAUACCCCUCUGGGUUUCGGUGUCACUGCUCGGUCCACUGCUGAGGCCCGGCGUCUCGAUCCUACCGGAAUUGCCACCUUCAGGCAGGCCGAUAUUGGAGAGUACCUGAGAGAGGAAGACACUCUCUUCACCACCACCUGA
This is a messenger RNA of Lasiodiplodia theobromae, 564 nucleotides long. Its product is annotated as 60s ribosome subunit biogenesis protein nip7. Bases 1 to 564 code for a protein of 187 amino acids. Gene Ontology annotation, molecular function: RNA binding. Gene Ontology annotation, biological process: ribosomal large subunit biogenesis; ribosome assembly. Gene Ontology annotation, cellular component: nucleolus; preribosome, large subunit precursor; nucleus. The record is from RefSeq and is a predicted model, not a curated record. The transcript has 2 exons. NCBI's taxonomy places the organism in Eukaryota, Fungi, Ascomycota, Dothideomycetes, Botryosphaeriales, Botryosphaeriaceae.